This is a messenger RNA of Anguilla anguilla (European eel), 4243 nucleotides long. Its product is annotated as leucine-rich repeat-containing protein 38-like. The transcript has 2 exons. Gene Ontology annotation, molecular function: transmembrane transporter binding; voltage-gated potassium channel activity; potassium channel activator activity. Bases 432 to 1307 code for a protein of 291 amino acids. Lineage: Eukaryota; Metazoa; Chordata; Actinopteri; Anguilliformes; Anguillidae. Gene Ontology annotation, cellular component: voltage-gated potassium channel complex. The record is from RefSeq and is a predicted model, not a curated record.
UCUACCUACCUCCUGUCUUCUAAUCUCCCCUCCCUUUCCCCCUCUCUCUCUCUCUCUCACUGUCACUCUCUCUCCUUUGCUCAUUGUACCCUCCCUCUCGCUCUCGCUCUCCUUUCUCCUCCCCUCGCUCCCUCAAAGCCAGCAGUCUGCUAUUCGAUCCAGGCUGCCUGCUUCAUGAUCUCCAGGAAAACACUGCUCAGCUUCUUGCUGUCUCUCUUUCUGCUUGAUGCAGGAGCUUUUUUAGACUCUUAUCACUGGAAGGAUAGGAUGGGUCUGCUUGGGGACUGAUUCCUUCCACCACCCCUUCUCCCCACUCCCCUCUCCUAAUCUCCCGCCCUCUGACCCCACCCCCCUUCCCCCUUCCCUCUUUCCCUGUACCUUGUCCCAGCCCGAUCCCCAUUUCCCCCCUAUUUCUUCUCUGCCACUCGACCAUGUUGCCAUGUGUUCUCUGGUUCCAGUCUCUCUUCGUCUUGCUCUCUUCCGUCUCGCUGUCCCGAGGGGAAAACUGCCCUGCUAGCUGCCUGUGCCCAGACCCCCACACGGUGGACUGCAGCGGCCGGGGGCUCACCCGGCUCCCGGAGGCCAUCCCCCUGGACGUCCGCAGGCUCCUGCUCUCCGACAACUGGAUCCCCCGCAUCCCCGCCGACUUCCUAGUGCUCUACAGCGACCUGGUCUACCUGGACCUGCGGAACAACUCUCUCUCCCGCAUCGAGCCGGGGACCCUCAGCACAUCUUCCAGGUUGGUGUUCCUGGACCUCGGCAGCAACAACCUGACAGAGAUCCCCAAGGGGACUUUUGGAGAGUCCCGGAGCCUGAUCAAACUCCGCCUGGGAAACAACCCCCACCUGAGCAUGGUCAAUGAGGAUGCUUUCCUGGGCCUCACCUCCCUACGUGAGCUGGAGCUGGAGCGCAACGCCCUGUCUGGCCUGCAGGUGGGGGCCCUGAGCAAGCUGCCCUCCUUGCGGGUGGUACGCCUGGAGGGCAAUCCUUGGGUGUGCAAUUGCAACUUUGCCAACUUGUUUGCCUGGCUGAUGGCAAACAGACACAAGCUUCCAAAUGGUGUGGAGGGUAUGGAGUGCUCCCUCCCAACGGAUGGGCGGAGGGUGGCUCUGAGCCAGCUCUCUCAGGACAGCUUCCGGGAAUGCCAGGUCACCCUCACCCUGACGGACUUCCUCAUCAUCAUCUUCUCCGGCAUCUCCGUCUCGGUGGCCGCCAUCAUGGCCAGCUUCUUCCUGGCUUCCACCGUUCACUGCUUCCAGCGGUGGAGCAAGGGCGUCAAGGGCGACGAGGAGGAGAACGAGGAGUGAGGCCGUAGGCUCACUCGCCCUGGGAAUUGGGAGCUGGAGAGUGACAGCCACGCAGGAAUUUUAAUCUAAUCCUGUGCGUCAGUCUCCGUUUUAGGGCAACUGCACUCGCUGUCGUCACAGUACACAAAGCCUUGGUACCUGCAGAAGAUGUGAAUAUGGAAGGUCCUAAGGCCAAAAUUCAAGGCCAGGUUUGCAAAUGUUUUUUUUGUUUGUUAUUGCUUCACGCUGGUUCUCUAUGCAUGUACAUUAUGUACAUGUGGUACAAUAGUACAGUAUUUGUUUUUGGAGCCAGGGUUUGAAAGGCUUAAGUUCCUUAAUGUCCUAGGGUCUUUCCAGCAUUACAGAGCUAAAUCUUAACUUGCAAAGACUUCAUAGAGUAGUUCAUUACACCUACCGGUUGUUCAGUUUACACUGUAAUCCAAAUCAAAGCUUUGAUGUUUCUGAGAUGUGCCAGAAUUACACAGGAGAGCAGUCCCUAUAAGUAAGAUGCAAAUGAACAUCAAAAUGGGUGGAGUGAAGGAAAGCACCGACAGCGAUGUAUGCAGACGUGUGAAGAAUCAAGCAGAACAUUCAGUGAUUGGGGCCUGCAAACAGUAUUUAAAUUAAAUUCAGUUCCUUUGUAAAAAUAAGUCCAAUCAUACAAAUUGUUAGGCAUAAUUUGCAAGUUGGAAAUGAUCCCUUUCCAUUUAAUAAAAAAACAGUUAUUAGACUAGAGUAAUGUUUCACAAUGUAUUUCAAAGUGUACUGCACUUUGAUUAGAAUCUGUGCAGACUUGCAGUGUGCCUUGUUGGAGAAGGUGACACGAGGAAAGGUUUGGUCAUUCACACUUCAGAUGAGAAAAGGGAGGGGCUUGGCUUCCACAGUUCUCAACUCGCCUAUUUCAUAGGGAUUACCUGUUAAUUGUCAAGUCUGCCAAAGAUGAGGAUAUGAGGUGGAGGGAACGAGUGCUGAAUUUCCACAGUACGAGUGUUUUGUAGAACGGCUGCAGAAUGUUCCGGUGGACCUGUUUGCACAGGGUGUGAGAGCAACGUUCUUUCGUGUAUAACAGCAUACCAUCUAGCAUGUCAACAUCUGGCAAAAGCAUGUGCAUUUGCUAACAAAUUAGAAAGUGGUCAAAGUAUUUAUGCAUAUUCAAUUGCUUAACAAAUUGAAUUGGAAUACAAUAAAAAAUACAUGGUUUGGACAGAGGAAUUUGAGAUGCUAAAAAUUCACAUUAAGUAUCUAGUUCUUACCCUUGCUAUGCUGUAUAUAUCUUAUGGAGAACAAUAAUAAUACAUGAGAAUUCUUUGAAACAAGUGGAAUGACACUUGAUGCCAUCAAUGAUUUUCAGAGUGUUUUCCUAAUGGAUAAUACGAGUUAUGGCAAUAUGAAGUAAUGUAAGGUUACAGGACAGCUGGAGGAUGAAAGUGUAAUCUUUCAUCUGUUCUAGAGUGAGUUCAUAAAAGGACACAGUUUUCCCUCAGCUAGCACAGGACAGAAGAAAAAAAGAAAAGUUUAUCCUUGAAUGUAUCAAGCAUUUUCCGUACGAGUCAGUCUUUUCCGGCUUUUUUUUUUGGUAUAUCCAAUGAAACCCUUUCUCUGGGGUUCAUUUUCAAACAUUUGCUUUUUCAGGAUGCAUUAAAAAUUUACUUCAUGAUCCAAUUAGACGUGCAUGGUAAAUGAUAACCGUAAGAGAAACUACUGAUCAUUUUUCAGACAGCUGCUGUGACUGCCCUUUGAGUACAAGUACAGAAGGAUAUCUGAAUUAUUUAUCGAGGGAAUGAGAAUGCUGAAGGUUCUGAAGCACAGCAAUGGGCAACAUCCUAUGCUUACCAUUUAUGCAGUGCUGGACCAAAAGCAUUUUUAAUGGGUUUUAUAGCUUGCAUUCAUAGAUGGAACUAAUGGUGACAUUGCCUGGGUUUCUUAGGGUUUAUUUCAGGGAUUUUACAUAAACAGUAUGUGCAUUCCUGACCAAAACAUUUAAAUACUGAUGAUCUAGAUGAUGCAAUGCAUGGGUUCAGUUUAGGCCCAAAAUCUUCCGUUCCUGAUAGUCAAAUACCUAUAGUUCCUGAUUUCACAUAGGGCAAUGCUACAGUCUAGAAUGAGCUGUGUUAGAUAAAUGCAUGUGCAUAUCCCAAUGCCAUCAACAAAUGGUGUUGCCUAGUUGUGACUGUACUGUGGAUUUUUAAAACAUUUUUUCAAUAUACACUUUAAAAAAACAAAUACAAUGUUGGAUGCUACAUGUUCCCAUUCAGAGAAAGUUAUUGAUGCAAUUAUUCUGUUGCAUUUAGAAUGAGUGUCGUCCCUCUGAAAGUGGCCUCUCCAAAGUGGGCUAUGGCCAUUUUAUUCAUAAACAUUGCGACCUCCAUUUCCACUGUCAGUCUAACUGCGGCAGCUGCAUUGCAUCUGCAGGCAAGGGAGUUGAGAGGGAGCAAAAGCAUGUGACCAGUGAUGGUCAAGGAGUAGAGAAUUUGAGGUGUUACUGCAUGUCGCAUUGUGAUAUCACUGCUUGCUCACUUUAUCAACACAUACACAACGGAAGUACAGCUCUGUGUACUCAUAACUGAAUCCCACACCCACAGUACUGUCAAUUUGUUGGUGCUAGAUGUACCUUCACCCCUUAAAUUAUUUAAUACAAAUGGGCUCACAAGGAGACGGAUUGGCUCUGUUCCCUCCACACUGUGCUGGGACAGCGUAGUAAGCCUGAUUUCCAAAGAGCUAAACUAAAUUUUUACGCUCAGUGUUGUCUGCUUUCCCAGUUUACUGUUGAGUUACAAUUGUCCUGAGUCGUGUCCUUGAAUUUUUGUCUCAUGAUUCUGGUUUAAAGGGCUUUUUUUGUUAUGUAAUAAUGGAUGUUCUCUGAAUAUAAAUUUGAGGUGACUGGUAUUUUCUUGACAAUGAAGAGUCCUUUUCUUUAUAGUGAUACAGAAACAAUAAACCCCUGAUAAAUACAAUUU